GGACCAGGAACCGAUGGCCAUCCUUUCAUCCAGCCCCAAACAAAGCCACAGCCACAUUGCUCUUCACAUCCUCUCUGAAGAUAGGGAAGGGCCUCACUCAAAGAUACCAUCUCAGAUUCUUACCAGCAUCAAGGACCUACGAAGGAGUCUCCUGUCACCAUGUUGCCAGUCACCGGCACGCAGGAAGUCGUAACAUCGACAGCCUCACCUCCCAGCCGGUCCUUUCCCUCCACCCAGGACCGGCCCACCACUGCAGGCCAAGCUUUGAGCUCAGGCUCAAAGGUCUCAAAGUCCUCAGCCGUCCCACCCCCCGUGAAGUCCAAGGGCCUGAAUUCUGGAGCCCUUGUACGUCAGAUGCGCAGGAUCAUCGCCGAGGAUGCUGAGUGGUCCCUGGCCACCGUGCCCCUGCUCACAGAGCUCUGCAUUCAGCACAUUGUCAAGAACUUCAAGAACAACCCUCUCCUGAAGAAGCUGCUCCCACAACACCAGCAGAAGGUACUGAAGCUUCUGUCCCCUGACCUGCCCCUGGCUGUGACUGCCAACCUGAUCGAUGAUGAGAGCUACUGGCACCGCUGCUGUGUGCUGCGCUGGCCUGUGUGCCACUUGGACUCCCACGGCAGCUGGAAACGCGUGUUCUUCGAGCGGCACCUGGAGAAUCUGAUAAAGCACUUCAUCCCGGGCACCACGGACCCCGCCGUGAUCCUCGACUUGCUGCCACUCUGCAGAACCUAUGUGCGGAGGAUCCGUGUGGACCAGUUCCUUCCCCCGGUGCAGCUACCAUCUCGGCCACACAGUGCGGGGGACCAAUCCGACUCCGGCAGCGAGGGAGAGAUGGACGAGCCCACCAUGGACCACUACCAACUGGGUGACCUGGUGGCCGGCCUGAACCAGCUGGAGGAGCUGGACCUGGUGUAUGGUGUCAAGGACUGCGGCAUGAACUUCGAGUGGAACCUGUUUCUCUUCACCCACCGUGACUGCCACUCCUUGGCAGCUACCAUUAAGGCAUGCCACACCCUCAAGAUCUUUCGGCUGACCCGAAGCAAGGUGGACGACGACAAGGCACGCAUCCUAAUUCGAAGCCUGCUGGACCACCCAGCCCUUGAGGAGCUGGACCUGUCACACAACCUCAUUGGGGACCGUGGCGCCCGUGCCGCCGCCAAGCUGCUGAGCCACAGCCACCUGCGUGUGCUCAGCCUGGCCAACAACCAGGUGCGUGCGCCUGGUGCCCAGUCUCUGGCUCACGCUCUGGCACACAACACCAACCUCCUUUCUCUCAACCUUCGCCUCAACUGCAUUGAGGAUGAGGGCGGCCAGGCACUCGCCCACGCCUUGCAGACCAACAAGUGCCUCACCACGCUGCACCUCGGGGGCAACGAGCUUUCUGAGCCUACAGCCACUCUCAUCUCCCAGGUGCUCUCUGUCAACACCACGCUCAUCAACAUCAACCUGUCCUGCAAUCACAUAGGACCGGACGGCGGGAAGCAGCUCCUGGAAGGCAUGUCGGACAACAGGACCCUCCUGCAGUUUGACUUGCGCCUGUCAGACAUAACCCAGGAGAGUGAGUACCUCAUUGGCCAGGCCCUCUGUGCCAACCGCGAAGAAGCCCGCCAGCGGACCCUGAAUCCCAGCCACUUCCUGUCACCACUCACUGCCAAGGGCCCUGAGAACCCUGCCAGCUAAGAGAGGGGACAGGGCUGGGGCAGGGCUGGGGUAGUGAGGGGGCCUGGGUCACGGCCCCACCACCACCCCUCGUUGCCUGCUUCCCCCUUCCCGCGGCAGAGUGUCACACUGACCCCUCGGGAGGGAGAGGGGGACUGUGAAGAUCCUUGGAGUGUAAUCAAGGGUCGUGUGCAUAAAGGUGUGAGGAAGGCAGGGGGCCUAGGACAGGGGAGAAAGGGCAUAAAGUGGGAACCAGCCCCCUAGCCAGGUAGAACGUAUUACCCCCUAAAACAAAUGAUUUCUUCCAGGUAUAGGGAGAGGCAGAGAGAACUCGGAAGGGCUGCCUGCCCAGACUCUCCCACAGGGCCACCCAUGUCCCUGACCCCCAUCACCACCAUUUCCUCUUUACUGAACAGAUCCCUGACCUCCUUCGAACAGACACAUACAUACACACAUUCAUUCAUUCAUUCUCCCUGCCCUGGUCCUGCUACAGCAGAACUGUGCCCGGCUCUUCUACCCUCAGCCCCGCAGAUGCUGCCUCCCUAUUACUUGACUCUGCUUGAGUAACCCAGUUCUACAAGCCAUGGCAUCGCCCAAUCCUUCCCCACAACCUGGGGAGGGGAAAACA
Messenger RNA from Artibeus jamaicensis (Jamaican fruit-eating bat), 2287 nucleotides. It is a transcript of the gene TCTE1, whose product is annotated as t-complex-associated-testis-expressed 1. Bases 160 to 1680 code for a protein of 506 amino acids. Gene Ontology annotation, molecular function: protein binding. The record is from RefSeq and is a predicted model, not a curated record. The transcript has 6 exons. Gene Ontology annotation, biological process: flagellated sperm motility. Gene Ontology annotation, cellular component: sperm flagellum. Lineage: Eukaryota; Metazoa; Chordata; Mammalia; Chiroptera; Phyllostomidae.